CUUCGUCAAGACCUUCAAAGCUCUUUCCGCGAUCUACACCCCACUCUGACCUACUUCACUUCCAACGUUACUUGAACCAGCUAUCAAAGCCUUCUUCUCAGCACAAAGCGCAACAAAGAGCAAUAAGCCAAUAGGAUGACAACAGAGACAACCUCCGCCACCGAAAAGACACCGUCUCCAAAGCCGGUGGUGAACGACAGGAGAAAGGUCCAAAACCGCAUUGCCCAACGCAGGUUUCGGCACAAGAAGGCAAUGGAGGCUCGGGCUGCCAGUUUACAAGCAGAGGGCAUCGGGCACGAAUACUUCAACCUCCAUCCACAAUAUGCCGGUAACUACGAACUACCAUAUCUGGGACCCUCUGCGCCCACCAGUCCGACCGAUGUUCCACAGCCAGGAUGGCACCCAACUAUCGAAUAUCAGAUCGGUGUGUGGGACAAUCAGCUCUUCGGUAGCGACAAUUUCUACCUGAGCAGCCCCCCAGCCGAUAUCGUCGCUCCCAUGUCCCCUCCCAACAGCUCAGCUCCAUCCUUAUCACCUGACGGUUUGGUUUAUGGUGGGGAAGCACCCAACAAGACACCGUGCUUUCCACUCCUAGAUCAAGAGGGCUAUCCAGUUCCCAUGCAACAAAAUCACCUGUUCCGCAACGGCAUGCUCCCUGGCGCCCCCUUUGACGUUAACGGCUCGGUUCCUGGCGCUCCAUAUCACAGCUUCUCUAAUGAAGCCACCCAUGGAGACAACACAGACGUCUCCGCGCUUGAUUAUGCUGUAAAUGUGGGCGCUCAGCUCCGAGAUCAGGUGGCGACAGAAUGGAAGAGGCAUAAGCCAGCCCAGUCCAUUGACUCGUCCACCUGGGCAUCCAAGGACGGCGAACAAUGGGAGCCGUUGCUACACACAGCAGCCAGGAAUGGCAACUGUGGCAUCAUUCAAAUGCUUCUUUAUCAUAAUACCGAUGUCAACGAGCGCAACAGCAGCGGCAUGACAGCACUUCAUGUUGCUAUCGAGAAUUCUCAGGAGGACGUCAUCAUGCUACUGCUUCAGAGAGGUGUCGAUGUAAACGCGGAAGAUAAUAGUCACCGGACUGCCCUCUCCAUGGCCGUCAGCAGCAAUAGUGAGUCUGGUGUCCUGUUAUUCCUGAUGCAUGGCGCCGAUCCGAAGCUAGCCAAUCCUGCCUUUGGCGGCAACCUUGGAAACCAUACUGGUGGAGGUAUGAUGGGUAUUCAAGGAAGAAUGGGCACUGAAACACUAUGAACGAUACUAGAUAUUGAUACAGUAAUCAAAUCACAACAUCUUUC
Messenger RNA from Neurospora tetraspora, 1292 nucleotides. RefSeq lists its product as uncharacterized. The record is from RefSeq and is a predicted model, not a curated record. The transcript is spliced from 2 exons. NCBI's taxonomy places the organism in Eukaryota, Fungi, Ascomycota, Sordariomycetes, Sordariales, Sordariaceae. Bases 136 to 1248 code for a protein of 370 amino acids. Gene Ontology annotation, cellular component: nucleus. Gene Ontology annotation, biological process: positive regulation of transcription by RNA polymerase II. Gene Ontology annotation, molecular function: transcription cis-regulatory region binding; DNA-binding transcription factor activity; protein binding.